Messenger RNA from Etheostoma cragini (Arkansas darter), 2512 nucleotides. It is a transcript of the gene otomp, whose product is annotated as otolith matrix protein. Gene Ontology annotation, cellular component: recycling endosome; plasma membrane; early endosome. Bases 227 to 1354 code for a protein of 375 amino acids. The transcript is spliced from 9 exons. The record is from RefSeq and is a predicted model, not a curated record. Gene Ontology annotation, biological process: iron ion transport. NCBI's taxonomy places the organism in Eukaryota, Metazoa, Chordata, Actinopteri, Perciformes, Percidae.
AGAGGAGGGGCUAGAGGAAUAAUGUAAUGUUUUCUUCUUUCUACAUCCAGCCUACCUGCCUUUUUCUCCCACCUUACCCUUUCACCCCCUGUUUCUGUCUCAGGACCAGGUUACAAGAGAGGGAGGGGAGUAGCUGAGUGAUUUUUUUGCCCAAUGAAAUCCACCUGCUCCUCAAGUAUGUUGUAUUAGAGAGAUUGUCCCAAGCAGAUUGCCUACCAGAGCCGACAUGGAGCGUCUAGAGAGAAGACUGCCUGUAGCUUUCCUCCUCCUUCUGCCUCUUCUGUAUGUCAGCUGUGUCUCCAAUAAAAAAACUACAGUAUCCUGGUGUGUGUUGUCGGACGCUGAAGAACAGAAGUGUCUAGAUUUGGCCGGGAAUGCCACAGCUCAGAAUAUAAGAGGAAGUUUGCAAUGUGUCCGUGGCCUGAACACCAGAGACUGUAUAAACAAAAUCAAGAAUGGGACAGCAGAUGCUGCCUCCAUGUUUGCAGAUGACAUCUAUGCUGCUGGCUUCUGCCACGGCCUCGAGCUGGCUGCAGGAGAGUCCCACAACGGAGUGGAUGGUUUUGGCUACUACGUGGUGGCGAUGGCACGUCGCUCCUCGUCAGACCUUUCCCUGCUGGAGAUGCACGAGCGUAGCUCCUGUCACCCCGGAAUACGCACCACAGUGGGGUGGACUGUUCCUAUUGGCUACCUGGUCAACACUUCCCAGAUCAGCAUAGGGGAGCAGUGCAACUUCCCCAAAGCCGUCGGCAAUUUCUUCGGUUACAGCUGUGUGCCGGGGGUCAAGGAUGCCCAGCACGACCCGAGAGGCAACAACCCCAAGAACCUGUGCGAGGCCUGUAUAGGAGACGACAACGACAGACACAUCUGUGCCAACAACCACAGAGAGAGGCACUACGGAGAGGCAGGGGCGCUGAGGUGUGUGGCAGAGAACCUCGGGGACGUGGCCUUUGUUAAACACACAACAAUCUUUGAAAAUGUGGACGGUAAGAACCAGGAGUCCUGGGCCCUGGAUCUGGAGCUGGAGGACCUGAAGCUGCUGUGCCCAGAUGGAACCGAGGCGGGUCUGGAUGAGUUUGACCGAUGCCACCUGGCAGCUGUCCCCACUAACGCUGUGGUGGUCCGCAUGGAGGACAAGUGUCGUGUCUGGAAGUACCUGGAACGUUUACAGAAUGCGUUUGGCAAUGCCACGGAGGGCUUCCGUCUGUUCAGCUCAGCAGGCUACGGCGAAUCCGAUCUGCUCUUCAACGAUGCCACCCACCACUUGCAGAGGGUUGUGGGUAGCUACACCUCUUGGCUGGGCCCUACCUACACCACCAUGCUGCAAGCCUUUGAGUGUGAGGGCUUCUGCUGAUGGAGCAGGAGGAAGACAUCCACCGUGUCACUGUCCACCUCCUACCUAUGUCUCAGUCCUCCCUUUCUGCGUCUCCUUGUUGCUAUCUGUGUCCUUCUGCCACUCCAUCUUGCCAUCUCUCAUUUUCUUUGCUUUGCGUUUGUUUUCUCCCUGCAUUUCCCCACCCAUUUUCUAUAUCACCAUGCCCCCACUCCUCCUCCAACCUAGUGCUUCACUUGACACAUGCUGUCUCUUUUUUUAAAGAGGGGUUUGAUGCAUUUUUUUAGUGUAGAUACCCCAUAACCAUCAUCUCGCCCAAUAUUGAUUUACACAUACAAAAACUCUACAAAACACUCAAGAAAUUGUGUCCUUCUUGUUGCAUUAGCCUAAGUGUCAGUAUCACCCAUACCCCCCCCCCCCUCCUCCCACAGGGUCUGUCUCUGGCACUGAACAACUGGGUGCUAUUAACUUUGAGCUUAGAGGUCUCAAUUACUGUACGUGUAUGUGUGGAUGUAAGUAUAGACUUUUAUUCCCACAGCCAUUAUUGCCCUAAUUGGCAGUCUGGCAUAUCAUACUGUUUGUGUGUAAGUGAGAAAAAGUGUGUGUCUGUAAGUUUAUGUGUUAGUGUGUUGAUAGGAUUGCUGCUUUCCCAUGGCUUGUAUAGGCUUAGGACCUUGGCUCACUGCUUUCUCACGUCUGGUAUGGUGGAACGGACUCUGCCAGCUCACAGUGUAUUGUUACACCAUACAGUAAGGAGAACCUGGAUUAGGGCUUGGGCUGCCUCCAGUUACCCAAGUGAGUCUCUCUCUCUCUUUUUUUUUUAUAGCUUCAAUAAUUUUCUCAUCUGUUCUCAUCAAAAAAUAUUUGCAUCAACCAAAACUUCCAAAAUGGGCUCUCCAGUAUCAACUGUGUCAGUCCUGCUUCAACAAAUAAAGGAAUGUAGUAUUUGGAAUAAAUUUUUUUUCCCAAGUUAUCAUUUAUACUUUAAGAUUCCAAUGGCAAGACGUUGAUAUUGACAGAGGUUCCUAACAGAAAGAUGUCCAAGACAUGGUGUUACAAGCAGAAAUUAGUCAGUGCAGUGUGUAAUAUUAUCAAAGAAUUUUCACAAAGAAGAGUCUUACUGAAUACUACACUGUGAAGAAAUGGUGAUUGUGAGAUAUUCAAGGAAGGGUAAUUAAA